Molecule: messenger RNA, 3204 nt
Organism: Prunus dulcis (almond)
Lineage: Eukaryota; Viridiplantae; Streptophyta; Magnoliopsida; Rosales; Rosaceae
Product: receptor-like protein EIX2
Exons: 1
Coding region: 12-3047 (1011 amino acids)
Molecular function (GO): protein binding
Source: RefSeq, a predicted model, not a curated record
UUUGUUUGAUCAUGGAUAGUAAUAACCCUACCUUUCACCUUCAUUUUGCUCACUAUUUGCUCUUUCUGUAUUUGGCCUCUUCCUAUUACCUCUCUUUUGGUGAUGGACUUCCAAUUUUGAAAUGCACUGAGAAAGAAAGGCGUGCCCUUCUCAGCUUUAAACAAGAUCUUACUGAUCCUUCUGGUACACUUUCUUCUUGGGUUGGUCAUGAUUGCUGUCGAUGGAAAGGGAUUUCAUGCAACACAGGCCACGUUACAAAGGUGGACCUCCGGAAACAAGGUGGCUUCUUUGGCAAGUCACGGUUGCUUUUCACAGCUCCCAUUGAUGAAGAAGAUUGGAAGGAGUUGGCUUACGAGCGGUCUUCGAACUCUAGUUUGGGGGGUAAGAUCAAUCCUUCUUUGCUUAGCUUGAAGUACUUAAUUUACCUGGACCUAAGCAAGAACAAUUUUCAUGGCAUUCCCAUUCCUAUGUUUUUUGGUCAGCUUAAAAGUUUGCAAUAUCUCAAUGUCUCCUUUGCAUCAUUUGCUGGAGAGGUUCCCUCUUCUCUUGGUAACUUGUCCAACUUGAACUAUCUUGACCUCAGUAGUAAUUUCCUUUUGUCAUGGACAAUUUCUUCCGGAAACUUGAAUUGGCUAUCUCAUCUGACUUCCCUAAAAUAUCUGAAUCUCAAUGGAGUAAACCUUGGCAGCACAGGAGCUAGUUGGCUACAUGCUGUUAACAUGGUGCCUUCAUUGUUAGAGUUACACUUAUCUUCAUGUGAAAUUGAAAACCUUCCACUCUCAUUGCGUUCAAUUAAUUUCACAUCACUUUUGAUCCUUGAUAUCUCAAAAAACGAUAUUCAAUCUACAUUUCCCAGCUGGUUCUUCAAUCUUACUAGCCUCAGGAAACUAGAUCUAAGAUAUAAUUCUGUCACUGGUCCCAUCCCUUCUGAGUUUACAAGCAUCAAAUAUCUAGAAUACCUUGAUUUAUCUGGUGAUGAGCUCGAGGGUCAAAUUCCAGAAUUCAUUGGAAAUUUGUGCAGACUAAAGAUCUUGAAUCUUAAUGAAAACGAAUUUUUUGGGGGGAUUGAAGAGCUUUUGAAUGGUUUCUCAAACUGUUCAGAAAAUAGAUUGGAGUCACUGGAUUUGUCUUAUAAUAGACUUGAGAGCGAAUUACCUGCCUCCUUAGUCAUGUUACACAAGUUGCAGCAUCUUAACCUGGGGUUCAACAAUUUUCAAGGCUCAAUUCCAGAAUUUAUUAGAAAUUUAUCAUCCUUGAAAACACUAAGCUUCAGCUAUAAUCUUAUGAACGGUUCUAUUCCCGAAAGUUUGGGACAACUCUCUGAGCUAGUUCACCUUGAUUUGUCUUGGAAUUCAUGGAAAGGUAUUUUAACUGAAGCUCAUUUCAUAAAUCUCACACGAUUAGAAUAUGUUGCAAUAGGCACAAAACCCGGCCAACCUAUGUCCCUCAUUUUCGACAUGGCUGAUGAGUGGCUUCCUCCUUUCACACUUCACACAGUUAACAUUAUCAACUGUCAAGUAGGUCCUGCAUUUCCCUUUUGGCUUCAAUCUAAAUCUGAACUAUCCUCAAUCACACUUCGCAGUCCUGGAAUCUCAGAUUCCAUACCAGAGGACUGGUUUUUGAAGAUAUCUUCCCAAGUUGAAUAUUUGGAUUUAUCUUAUAACCAAAUCUUUGGAAAGCUUCCAUCCCAACUGAAAUUUCCAAAUUUACAAUCUGUAGAUUUGAGUCAUAAUCAAUUAGAGGGCCCCCUUCCACUUUGGUCCACUAAUGCCACCAUUCUUGACCUUGAAAGCAAUCUAUUUUCUGGGCCAAUUCCAUCGAACUUCGACCAGCAUUUUGUCCAAUUACAAGAACUGCAUCUUUCUGAGAAUAAUUUGGGUGGUAUUAUUCCACCCAGCAUUUGCAACAUGAAAAGUUUGUCAAUCCUUUCCCUCAGGAGAAAUCAGUUAUCUGGAGAUCUUCCUCAAACAUGGAGUGUUUGCUACAACUUAACGAUUCUAGACGUUGCAAACAACAAUCUCUCUGGUAACAUUCCUAGUACAAUGGGGGUCUCAAGUCAUCUUCAAGUAUUAAAGCUGAACAACAACAAUUUUGGCGGUAAAAUUCCCUUUUCGUUACAAAAUUGUUCUGAUUUGGAAACUAUUGAUCUUGGUGGCAACAAAUUUUUUGGAAACAUACCUUUGUGGAUAGGAUCAAAAAUGAACAUGUUGAGUAUCCUAAGGUUGCGAUCCAACAAUUUAAAUGGACAUAUCCCGCAACAAUUGUGCAAUCUUCGCAACCUUCAUAUACUAGAUCUUGGUCACAACAACUUCUCAGGGACUAUUCCCAAAUGUUUGAAUAAUAUCACUGUUUUCACAUCUGUGAAUACCCUAGGCGUCUCACCAGAUUAUAAUCAACAAACAACAGUAAUUUCAAAAGGAAGUGAACUCGAAUAUAAUACGACCUUGUUCGCGGUAAAGAGCAUUGAUCUUUCAUCAAAUAAUUUAGAAGGUGAAAUCCCUGAAGAAAUAAGCAGCCUCAUUGCAUUGGGUAUCUUGAACUUGUCAAUGAAUCAAUUAAGUGGAAACAUUCCCUCGAGAAUUGGAAACUUGCGUUGGCUGGAAACACUUGAUCUCUCACACAACCAUCUUUCGGGACAGAUACCUAAAAGUUUCUCUUCUUUAACCUCAGUGUCUCACUUGAAUUUGUCUUAUAACAAGUUGGUUGGAAGAAUUCCUUUGGGCAACCAACUUCAGACACUCGAUGAUCCAUCCAUUUAUGAAGGGAAUCCCUCAUUGUGUGGGGUUCCUCUUCCCAAGUGUCCGGGAGAUGAUACUUCCACUACCAAGGAAGCAAAAGACAAUAUUGAAGAGGGAAAGGAUAAUGGAGUGUUAUGGUUCUAUGUGACCACGGUACUCGGCUUUGUUGUAGGCUUUUGGGGUGUUUGUGGCACAUUACUCCUAAAGAAGUCAUGGAGGUAUGCUUAUUUUCAAUUUUUUGAUGACAUCAAAGAUAAAGUAUCACUAACAAUUGCAUUAAAAUUGGCUCAUUUGCAAAGGAAGUUUUGAUUGGAAAAGGAAAUGCUAGUUUUGAGGUGUUUCAAGCUCUGCAUUUGGGCAUCUGCUUGCUUUUGUUGUUUGGUUCUGACACCUAAGAGAGGCCCUGCCUCCUCGCUUUGUUUGAGGAUUGGCCUGGUUUCUCCUAGAAAUUGUUAGCCUUUGUAAG